AUGACUGACAAUAUAGAUACUAUUAAAAAAUGUUGUGGGUGCACUCCUCCUUCAGGUGAUCAACAACAACAAACUCAAUCGAUUGAUCUUUCUGUACACUCUCACCAUGGUAUAUUGUUUAAAUGGAUUGAACAAUUCAAAUUCUCUUAUGGAGUCAUUGAUCUAAGAGAUACUAUACAAUACCAAUCCAAACAUAUCAAACAUACUACUUCUAUACCUUUUAAUGAACUACCUAUUAGAAUAUUUGAAUUACCUCCAAGAGGACAAGAAGAAGAAUAUAUUGUAACAAAAGAAUCAUUACAACAAGUAAUGAAUGAUUUAGCAUUUAGAUCUGGAUAUAUUAUACACUUUGUCAUUAAUUUAGAGGAUGAUAGUCAUUUAUGGCAAAAAUUAACAAAACUAGAUUUAGUACAAAGUGGCAGUCAAUCUAGACUAUUAUGGCAAGCUUGUAGCUUUUUAACAGAUUCAAUUCAAGAAGUUGAAGAUUCCUUAAGAAAAGAAAAAGAAAAAUCAAGUAUGACUACUACUAAAGAGUCUAUUGAGACUAUUAUUACAGCAUUGGAUUUGGGAUGUGGAUCUGGUAGAGAUUGUUUAUAUUUGGCUCAACGUGGUGGAUGGACGGCAGUUGGAGUAGAUAAUAGUGAUACUUUGCUCUCUAAAAUGACAGAGGCUGCUAAUCGAUAUAAUCUCAGCGAUAGAAUUCAAUCAUACAACAUUGACUUGGAACCUGUACAAUCAGAUGAACCAUACCAUGAUACAGACUAUAGUAACCGACAACUCAAAUCAACAACUAAAGAAGAUUUGGAAAAACUCCAACAUCUUGAAGCCACCCUUUUAAAUCUAUCACCCGGUCAAGAGGGAUAUGAAUUGGUCAAUGUAGCAAGAUAUUUGUAUCGACCUCUACUACCAAUCAUAGCAUCGAUAGUCAAACCUGGUGGAUUUGUUUUAUACCAUACUUUUAUGGUCCCAUCGAAUGGUAAACCUAAACGUCCUCGAUUCCUACUAAACUAUAAUGAAUUAAAAGAAAGAUUCCUAUCAUCGAAAUUUGAAAUUAUUAAAUAUCAAGAAACUAAAUUAUUAGAAGAUGGUAGACCCGUACAAUUCCUUUUAGCAAGAAAACCUAUCAAUUAG
Cavenderia fasciculata is the source of this 1131-nucleotide messenger RNA. RefSeq lists its product as uncharacterized. Lineage: Eukaryota; Evosea; Eumycetozoa; Acytosteliales; Cavenderiaceae. The record is from RefSeq and is a predicted model, not a curated record. The transcript is spliced from 2 exons. Bases 1 to 1131 code for a protein of 376 amino acids.